AUUGUUAUUGGGGUAUUAAUCAGGUAGGAAUCGGUCUGUCACUUUCGAUCGAUGUUUCGUCUAUAUAAGUGAUUUUUUUUUAAAUAUAUACGAUAUAUAUCCUUACUUUUAAGUAACGAUCUCUGAGAAGAUAUUGAAGAUUAUCAGCAUUAAUUAUGAAUACCAAUAUUAUAAUGAAUAAUGCACCAAUUGAUAUGGGAACUAAAAAGAAGAAUAAGAAACAUCAGCUUGUUCCAAAUACCGAACGUAAAGCGUCUGGAUGUAAUUGGGAGAUGUACAAGAACUUGUUUUCCCAGCCAAACACAGAAGAAGGUCAUGCUCCACAGAAUAAGCGUCUAAAAUCUAAAAGAACACAUACUACUUUACAUACAAAUCGACAGGAGGAGAAUAUUAAACAUAAUGAUGUCAAGAAUAAUAAGCAUAAUGAUAUCAAGAAUAAAGAAAAUAAAACUAUGACAAAACAGAUUGCCAUAGAUUGCGAGAUGGUUGGAAUUGGCGAUGGCACAGAGAGCAUGCUAGCCCGAAUAUCAAUUGUAAAUAAGCAUGGUGAUUGCAUAUAUGACAAAUAUGUUAAACCAAGGGAAAAAGUUGUAGAUUAUAGAACAGCAGUCAGUGGAAUCCGACCAGAACAAUUGCGAGAUGGGGAAGACUUUAACAUUGUACAGAAGGAAGUAGCGGAUAUAUUGAAAGGUCGGCUUCUGGUAGGUCAUGCAUUGAAGCAUGACCUUAAUGUAUUGUUCUUGUCGCAUCCACGAAGAUAUUGGCGAGACACCUCGAGAUACAAACCUUUUCGUCAAAUAUCGAAGGGAAAUACCCCCAGUCUGAAAAAACUUGCACAUGAAUUGUUAGGUAGAGAGAUACAGAUAGGUGAACACAGUUCUGUAGAAGACGCGAGAGCAGCAAUGCAGUUGUAUAUGUUGUAUAAGAAUAAAUGGGAAUCAGAGAGAAAGGGACGCUGAUGAGUAAUCCUCCAUAAAAAGAACUUUUAUCACGAAAUACUUUCUCAUUGAACGAUAAGAGAAUUUUGUACAAAAUCUGGAAACUCAAUGUAAUUUUUAUUUACA
This is a messenger RNA of Camponotus floridanus (Florida carpenter ant), 1064 nucleotides long. Its product is annotated as RNA exonuclease 4. Gene Ontology annotation, biological process: rRNA processing. The coding region runs from base 156 to 959 and encodes 267 amino acids. The record is from RefSeq and is a predicted model, not a curated record. Lineage: Eukaryota; Metazoa; Arthropoda; Insecta; Hymenoptera; Formicidae. Gene Ontology annotation, molecular function: 3'-5' exonuclease activity; nucleic acid binding. The transcript is spliced from 3 exons. Gene Ontology annotation, cellular component: nucleus.